GUUUUUGAAAGAAACUGAAUGUUAAUUUGUGUUGGGUGAUGCACAACUGCUCAAUUGCUGUUUGUUGACAUAAACUAAAACAACCACAAAGCGCGUAAAACUGUACCAACGAGAGUGUCUCUCUUAUAUGCACGUUUUUUGAUGUUUUCCGUGGUCACCAGGCCUCCCCCUACCAAAGCCUUCAACUUGCUGAUAAUAACCAAACGCUUGCGCCACUAUUAUCGCAGCAUGGACUGCACGGAGCUGCUGCCGCCUGCCUCGGUGCGCGGCAUGACUGUGCUGCAGCGCGCGGAGUUUCAAAAACGCGUGCAAAUUCCCAGGCUGAGAGUGCCCGAAUCGCAGGUGCAGCGUGUGAUUCCGCUGGUGAAAAAGCUGCUGCUCAAAAUGGAGCAUCUGCAGCCGGUGCGUGCCUUAGAAAAUGAGCGUGAAAUUCUGUUGCAUCCAUUGCCCGUCAAGAGCUGGCAAUCGCUGCCAACUGCGGAGCUGGAGCAGCAGCAGGUGACGUCAGAGAAUUUCUGCCACGCGGAGCUCGAGCUGAGCUACGAGAAUUGGAGCGCCAAUGAAAUAUUGAAGAGCGUCCUGCCAGCUGACGAGGAGGGACUCUCCUCCUUUUCACGCAUUGGCCAUAUUGUGCACUUGAACCUGCGCGAUCAUCUGCUGCCCUACAAACAGCUCAUUGGAGAGGUGCUGCGCGACAAGCUGCCCAACUGCCGCACCGUGGUCAACAAGGCAGCCUCCAUUGACAACACCUACCGCAACUUUCAGCUGGAGCUAAUAUGCGGAGAGCCGGAGUAUCAGGUGGAGACCAAAGAGAACGGCAUACCCUUUGAGUUUGACUUUUCCAAGGUGUAUUGGAAUCCACGUCUGUCCACCGAGCACGAGCGCAUUGUCAAGCUGCUGCAGCCAAACGAUGUCCUGUACGAUGUUUUUGCUGGCGUUGGCCCUUUCAGCGUACCAGCAGCCAAGAAGCGCUGCCAGGUGCUGGCCAACGAUCUAAAUCCCGUCAGCUAUCACUGGCUGCAGCACAAUGCCAAGCGCAACAAGUGUCUGGCGCACAUCAAGAUGUACAACAAGGACGGCCGGGAGUUUAUACUCCAGGAGCUGCGUGAGGAUUUGCUGGAGCGUUGGCGCACCCCAGCAGCCACGCCCUAUAGUAUCCAUAUUACCAUGAAUCUUCCGGCAAUGGCUGUUGAAUUUCUGGAUGCAUUUCGCGGCUUGUACACAGUUGAAGAGCUGGCCGAGCUGCCAGCGAGCCUCAACUAUCCGCAAGUGCAUGUUUAUUCCUUUGCCAAGGGAGAGAACACCAAGAUCCUGGUGCAGCAGCUGGUGGAAAGCAAUCUGGGCGCAGUGUUGGGCGACGAGCUGCAGUGCAUCAGUUUUGUGCGCAAUGUGGCGCCCAACAAGGAUAUGUACAGAGUAACCUUCAGCCUGAACCGAACGCUGCUGACCACAUCAAAGCAGACAUUGCGCAAGCGUCCCUGUCCUGCAGAGGAGGAGGAGGAGAAGGAACACGUAGCGACAGCAGCAGCCACAAAAGUGAAAUGUGUUUGAUCAAAUGAACAAUAAAGUUUUUAUGUACAAAAAAAACGCGUUU
This is a messenger RNA of Drosophila novamexicana, 1594 nucleotides long. Its product is annotated as tRNA (guanine(37)-N1)-methyltransferase. Gene Ontology annotation, cellular component: mitochondrial matrix; cytoplasm. The record is from RefSeq and is a predicted model, not a curated record. Gene Ontology annotation, biological process: tRNA N1-guanine methylation; mitochondrial tRNA methylation. Lineage: Eukaryota; Metazoa; Arthropoda; Insecta; Diptera; Drosophilidae. The coding region runs from base 142 to 1551 and encodes 469 amino acids. The transcript has a single exon.